This is a messenger RNA of Xenopus tropicalis (tropical clawed frog), 2554 nucleotides long. It is a transcript of the gene ripk3l.2, whose product is annotated as receptor interacting serine/threonine kinase 3-like, gene 2. The transcript has 10 exons. Bases 61 to 1332 code for a protein of 423 amino acids. The record is from RefSeq and is a predicted model, not a curated record. Gene Ontology annotation, molecular function: protein serine/threonine kinase activity; nucleotide binding; kinase activity. Gene Ontology annotation, biological process: MAPK cascade. NCBI's taxonomy places the organism in Eukaryota, Metazoa, Chordata, Amphibia, Anura, Pipidae.
UUCCUUCCGUAGCAGCCUGAGCACAAGUCACACUAGCAGUCGGUGCAGUUACAGGCAGACAUGAAGCAGUUUCCCGCAGGGGAUCUAGAGGGGCUGCAGCAGGUCGGCAGAGGGGGCUUCGGAACAGUUUAUAGAGGAUGGAGCCGGAGUCUGAAUAUGGAAGUUGCCCUGAAAACUUUUCAAAGAGCACAAAGUUUUAGCAUCAAUAAGCUAAUGAAAGACAUUCUGAAGGAAAGAGAAGUGAUGGAGAAAGCUAGCAACCCAUUUGUCAUUCUUCUUCUCGGUAUGUAUGAGAGACAGGAAGGAGAAGUUAGCGAACAUGGCCUUGUCAUGGAAUACGUGCCCAAUGGAAGCCUUCGCUCGUUGUUUGACACUAUGGAUGUUCCUUGGGCUCUGAGGUUUCAGAUGCUCCACCAAGUGGCCCUGGGAAUGAAUUACCUCCACACGCUUGAUCCUCCCAUCAUUCACAGGGACCUAAAGCCAAGCAAUGUUCUUUUGAAUAAGCACUUUGAUGUUAAGAUCACAGACUUUGGAUUAUCAAAAAUCGCUGGUGCAACAACCUCUGCAACUCCCUAUUUUGCUGGAACCCCAUCCUACAUGGCUCCAGAAGCUCUCACUGACCUUAAUUACAAACCCACCAUGGCCUUUGAUGUGUACAGCUUUGGCAUCAUGAUUUGGGCAGUCCUCUCUGGUGAAGAACCCUUCCCUAAUGCACAUCCAGCAUUGAUUCAGUUACACAUACCCAAUGGGCAGAGGCCUAGUCUGGAAGUGCUGGAUCACCUGAGCCACAUUAAAAUGGUGCCAGAAGCCAAAGAAUUAAUGAUAAAGUGCUGGAGUGGAAAUGCUGAUGCCAGGCCCAGCUUUCUUGAGUGCAGCCAUGCAACAAAACUCAUGUUUGAGUUGUACAGCAGUGAGAUAAAGGGUGCCAUUCGGACAAUGGAGGACCACACACAUCAGUUACAAAAUGAGACAUUAGAAGACCCAGGAUAUGACAGCACCUGUCAAGACAGUUCAUUAAAUCAAGUUAUAGCUGCAAUUAAAGGAGACUCCCAAGAAACAAGGCAGGACGAGCAACCCCAGGCAGUUGCAAUAUUUAAUGAAACUACAGAGAUUUUUCAGGAGGAACCAUCAGACAAAGGAAAGACACUUAGCAAUGCUAUAGAAGCCAUAAAGGAAUCUCAGGAUUACAAGCAUAUCAUAGAUUGUGCCACGGACAUUGGUAAGACAGUGGAAAAAGGUGGACAACAAGUUGGGAAAUUUUACAAUGACAAUAGAGGUGAAGUACAAAAAGUUGCAGAGCUUUGGAAACCCAUAAGGAAAUUUUUUAAGUAAGUCUUCUCCUUACCAAGUACCAGAAAGAUAAGCUUGCAGAUCAAGGUUGAUAGCUAUCUACAAAGUCAACAAAACUGGUUGGACGUAGCCUUAACCCCACAUUGCUUGUUCCCACAAUAAGACUCUGCAUACCCUCUAUGCUAUCUGCAAUAUUCAGGCACCAAAAUAAUAUGCAAGUAUAACACGACAAAAUCGAACAAAAUCACAAACAAAUGAUGAUAUUAGGAACUUGAACCUACUGGCUAUCUUAAGUAUGCAAGAAAAUGUUGUGGAGGAGAUAUACUCAACCCUACCAGAGAAAAAUGCAGGACAUAAACCAGAGAAGCAUUCCAACAAAACUUAGAGGGGAAUUUACAAAUGCACAGGUUUUGUUUUUUUUUUUUCAUCAAAACACAAUUUUGUCAUGAAAAAUAACCCACAAUUAUUUUUUCCGAAUGCAAAAAUAUGCCAUUUAAAACCUGUCGAGAUCAUGUAGCAGUCAAUGGCAACUGGAGGAUCUUUCUUUGCUUCGUGGUUUUGGAGGUGUUGGGGUUUUUCUUGACACUGGCUUUUGUACAACAACAUGAAAAAGUCACGGUUAUCAUUCAAAAGAUGAAAAAAUCCCAGUGUUUCUGAUUCUUUUUUCGUUCGUUCUUCUUCAAUUCAGAUCUUUUGAGAAGUGACUGACAAUUAUGGAAAUGAGUUUAGUAGUGGUUUAAAAAACUACAAAACCAUAAAGAUCUAAAGAAAAAAUAAAAAAUGGAGGGAUACCACCAUAUGCUUUGCUAUAAGAAAAUGUGCGGGUACGGGGAACUUAGUUACUUCCUUACAUAUUGUGUACUUAUGUGGACUGAUCCUGUCGAAAUAGGUUGAAUGGUCUCUGCCAAAUAGGCUAACCUGCAAGCGCAUUUGGGCAUACGAACCAUAGACUCUGAGUCACAUGUAGUGUCCAUGAAUGUCAAAUCUCUUCCCAAAAUUUGGAUGGCUGAAGAAUGUAGUUCUACUAGAACACUAGCACCUACCACAUGUAUACCUUCCAUUUUUAUGGAGCAAUAAAAGUCUCUGUGACCUCAGCCAUGAGAAGCAAAGAUCACCUUUACCAACCUAUAAUGUAAACUGCAUGAACAGUGAUAGGAUAACAAAGGCGGCUCCUAAAAUUCCCUAAUUUCAGCAUAUGCAUAUGGGGCACCUUACUCAUAACCGAAUAAUAAAUGAUAUUCAUGUCAAUUUGUACGCACUGCAA